UGACUGCCAUUUGAUUGCGUUAAUGUGGAUCACUGGAAACAAGCAUGAAACCUAUAAAUCUGAAGUGCAAAGAUUUAUUGCCAUUGCUCUAUGCACAUUUAAGUCCACUUUGUCACUUUCACAUCUAAGUAUUGCGGUGUUUUGUAUCCUGUGCUGUCUUCGUCUAAAUGGAAGGCAUAAAUAACACUUCACAAUCAAUGGGAGUUGGGCAACCUCACCAUCCAGUAAACCACACCAGACCCUUUUUCUAUGUUCAGCCACCAUCUCAGCCUUAUUUUAUGUAUCAAUGGCCCAUGAAUCCAUAUGGCCACUAUGGCUUUCCAGGGCCAGCUUUGCACUUUGGCCGUCCAUAUGUGGCCCCUUAUCAGUUUAUGCAGUAUCCUGGGUAUGUGAUGCCACAUGCGCCCAUGCAGCCUAUCGAUUACAGAAGAAUCAACCCCCACUUCCCCUCCGUUGCAUCCUACGAUUUGCGUGUCCGCCAACACUAUCAGCAUGCAGGGAUGCAUCGGGAGACUGCCUGUUCUGAGGUCCAAACAGAUCCUAGUGAUUCAGUCAACAAACUGUUAGACAAAAUUAAGAGUCUGAAGGCCAGUGAACAAGGUGGUGACAAGGGACUUAACACUGUGGUCUCCUCUACCCCUGAUGUAGUACAGGGAGAGCAACUGACCUGUUUAAAUGAAGACUCUAAGUUAGAGCUCGCCUCUCAGGAAGGUAAGGAGGAACAGGUCAAUCAGGUCACAAGGACCACAACCUACAGCGACUCUGCGUAUGAUGCUGAAUCUAGCCAGGGUAGACUGGAUGAAUGUGUGCUAUCAGAUGUGCUACCCCUUGACAGUUCCUCUGUCCAUGAGGAAGAGGAUGCCGAUGAUGAGCAACAAAGUGUUCCUGAUGAAACAUGCUGCCUAAAUGGAAAGUCAACAACCAGUGCAACUGGCAAUGUGCUCUGUAGUGGUGUCAAAGGCACUGCUGAUCCAACAGAGAACCUCGAUUUGGAGAAACCAGGUGAUGAGCUGGUACACAAUAUUGCAUCUACUGAUGCUGCUGCAGUUAUGGAGCAUCUUAUAAAGCUCUCUGAAGACUUUGACCUGCAGUAUCAAAUCCUUCGCUUGCCCUGCAAUAAGACAACAACUGGCCUCAGUCUUGAACGAGAGGUUGAUCCACUUGUUUACUUUGAUUCUCCGUCUACGCUGCUGCCUCCACAAAACUAUCUGUCCUCAAUCGGCAGUGCAUAUUCCUACAGCUACUACCCUCAGGUGACCCAAGAGCGCCAGAGUGUCCUGAGUCCGUCCAUAGAUGAGCUCUCUUCCAGAGAUGAAAUGUUCUCCACUGAUGUGGAGGAUCUCGAUCUCAUUCCGGGGCAUGUGUAUGUUGGUGGCGGCAAGCUGGCUGAAACCAGUGACGUUCCUGUUCGCUCCAGAAAAGAGCUCCUGAGUGUGGAGAAAACUUGCCCUGUCUGCCAGAAAAUGUGCGUGCGCUGCGGCUCAAGCUUGCAGGAUGAAGUAGGAAUGUGCAAAGUGGCCGAACACAGCCAUCUUGAGAGAGAUGAGGCGUCUGAUCAAGACUGCGAGUAUGACCUCAACGCAGAGGUGCGGAGUAACUGCGAGUCACCGAGAAUGCCCAAGAGGAAGUGUUGCAGUAGGCAUGUGCUGCCCUCUUGUGGGCAUCACUGUGCCAAACACCGGCACAGGAAGCUGCUGUGUGAAGGCCAAGAGAGCUGUGAUCUCCGUGAGCAGGCUCGUGUGCAUCCCAAAGGAGAGUGCUGUGAGGAGUGUGGCUCUCUGGCUAAAGCAGAUAAGCGAAUUCAAAAGGGUACCUUGUUUGUUUGUUUUAGGUGUGGUCAGCUCAUGCAAAAAUUAUUUUUAGAGCGACAAUGGAAAGAGGGUGUUGUCUCUGACCAAGAGAAUUGGGUGAGCUAUGGUGCCAAACCAAGAUCUUUGAGGCAAGUUAGUGGACCUCAAGAUCAAGGGAGGACUCCUUUGAGAAGGCCGACUUGUAAGACAGUCCACCAGCAAAGGCCAAGAAGUGAUUAUGAUGACUAUGAUGAGACCCAAUUUGCCUACUGCCAGAGAGGCAGAGGUGCUAUGAAGAAAAGAGGCACAAGAUACUAAACCACGAUGCACUGCUGUAAUACUUAAAUGUAUUACCCGAAACUUGUG
Molecule: messenger RNA, 2156 nt
Organism: Sinocyclocheilus rhinocerous
Lineage: Eukaryota; Metazoa; Chordata; Actinopteri; Cypriniformes; Cyprinidae
Exons: 7
Coding region: 168-2108 (646 amino acids)
Source: RefSeq, a predicted model, not a curated record